UGAGCUGAGAUCCCAACGACGAGAGCACGAGAGUUCCGAUCGAGAGGGAAUUCGCCGCCAUGUCGUCCUCCGGUGCUCAUCAGGCCGGCGGCCAGUCGUCCAGGUCCGCCUCCCCCAUCACCGCCGAUUGGUCGAGCGGGCACCUCCACCUCAAGAUCCACGGCUACUCCGGCACCACGAACCUCCCCACCGGGCAGUUCAGCUCCGACUAUUUCUCCCUCGGCGGCCACCGCUGGCGCGUCGAUUACUACCCCAACGGCGUCCGCGCCGACGUCGCGGACUACAUCUCCCUCUGCCUAGUCCUCGCUCAGGACGCCCCGCCGCCGGUGAAGGUGCAGUGCGAGCUUAGCCUCGUCAGCGAGUCGGGGGAGGAGCACGUCGUGCCGCCGGUGGCGUGGGCGUGGGUCGACACCUUCUUCUCCCCCUACGGCCGUCUGUGCUGCUCCAGGUUCGUCAGGAGGGCGGUUCUGGAGGCCUCCAAGCAUCUCGGGCCGGACGGUUCGCUCACCAUCCGCUGCGACGUCAUCAAGAAGUUCGCCCCGGAGGAGAUCGCCGCCUUUGUCCCCGUGCAUCCCAGCGACCUGGCCCGGAACCUGGGCGAGCUCCUCGAGACAGGGAAGGGCGCCGACGUGGUGUUCGAGGUCGGCGGCAAGACCUUCGCAGCGCACCGGUGCGUGCUCGCAGCCCUUUCGUCGGUAUUCGCCGCCGAGCUCUUCGGGCCGAUGAAGGAGAGCAACACCGCCCCCGGUGUCGUGCGCAUACCAGACAUGGAUCCAGAGGUGUUCAAGGCAUUGCUCCAUUUCGCCUACACUGGCUCGUUGCCGGAGAUCCCAAAGGAACGCGAAAGCAUGGCGUUCCAGCAUCUGCUUGUCGCCGCGGACAGGUACAAGAUGGAGCGUCUGAAGCUGAUCUGCGAGCAGAAGCUAUGCGAGCACAUUGACAGGGACACCGUGGCCAGCAUCUUUGCCGUGGCCGGGCAGCACCACUGUGCUGGGCUGAAGAAGGCAUGCUUUCGUUUUGUAGACUGUCCGGAGAAUCUGGUGGCACUCCUCGGCAGCGACAGCUUCAAGCAUCUGAUCAGGAGCUGCCCUGAUCUUGUGUCCGAGCUCGUUGAGCUCGUCGCCAAGGCCAUGAAGCCUUAGUUGAGCGAUCGAUGCCCAAUGUUUAUCCAGUGUUUUCUAGACUUGUGUAAUAAGGUAGUUGUGUAAUCAAGUAUUUAUCCAGUGUUUUCAGGUUUUCGUCCCAUAGUUGCUAUCCUGACUGCAGAAUAGUAACAGUGGGUUUCCUGAAAAUGCUCAGCUAGCUCUC
Brachypodium distachyon (stiff brome) is the source of this 1308-nucleotide messenger RNA. Its product is annotated as BTB/POZ and MATH domain-containing protein 2. The coding region runs from base 60 to 1142 and encodes 360 amino acids. NCBI's taxonomy places the organism in Eukaryota, Viridiplantae, Streptophyta, Magnoliopsida, Poales, Poaceae. Gene Ontology annotation, molecular function: protein binding. The record is from RefSeq and is a predicted model, not a curated record. Gene Ontology annotation, biological process: protein ubiquitination. The transcript has a single exon.